This is a messenger RNA of Nothoprocta perdicaria, 548 nucleotides long. RefSeq names its product canopy FGF signaling regulator 2 (gene CNPY2). NCBI's taxonomy places the organism in Eukaryota, Metazoa, Chordata, Aves, Tinamiformes, Tinamidae. The transcript is spliced from 5 exons. The coding region runs from base 1 to 537 and encodes 178 amino acids. Gene Ontology annotation, cellular component: endoplasmic reticulum. The record is from RefSeq and is a predicted model, not a curated record.
AUGCGGGGGCGUUCCCCGUUCGCGGGGUCCCUCCCCGCGGCGCUCGGGGCCGCGGCGCCGCCACCUUCUCGGUGCCUCGCAGCGUGCCGGGCCUUGGUGGACGAGCUGGAGUGGGAGAUCGCCCAGGUGGACCCCCGGAAAACCAUCCAGAUGGGCUCGUUCCGCAUCAACCCCGACGGCAGCCAGUCCGUGGUGGAGGUGCCCUACGCCCGCUCCGAGGCGCAUUUGACGGAGCUGCUGGAGCGGGUGUGCGAGAAGAUGAAGGAAUACGGCGAGAAAGCGGAUCCGGCCACGCACCGCAAGACCUACGUCCGCGUCGUCUCCCACGACGGCACCAAGAUGGACCUCUCCGGCGUCAAGAUCGACGGGGACGUGGCUGCCAGCCUGAAGUUCGCGUGCGAGAGCAUCGCCGAGGAGUACGAGGACGAGCUGGUGGAGCUGCUGUCGCACGAGGCCGACCACGUCAAGGACCGGCUCUGCAGCAAGCGGACGGACCUGUGCGACCACGCGCUGCACCUGCGCCACGACGAGCUGUGACGGCGCGAGGC